AUGAAAGAACGUAAAAUCUUUCUCACAAACAAAAAAACAGAUUGGGAACUCUUUAGGAGCGCUCUUGAAAAAACAACAAUUCUUUCGGUAAGUUUAAAAACAUCAUCUGAAAUCGAAAUGGCAGUACAAAAACUCAGUAAUGACAUUGUACAUUGUUCUAAAGUUAGUAAUCGUGAGAUAACCUACCCUAUGGAAAUUAAAGAUCUAGUUCAACAAAAGCGCAAAGCAAGAAGAACCUGGCAUAGAAUGAGACACCCAACGGAUAAAACCGAAUGGAACCGUAUCAGUAAGUUACUGCGUGAUAAGAUCAAGGAAGUAAAAAAUAUAACAUUUAAAUCGUAUCUGAGUGGCUUAUCUGCAACAGAUAAAACCGAUUACUCAACAGCUGCCACACACUUGGUGUGCGCUAUUAGAAUCUUAUCUGACGGACCGGCAAUUUUGACUCAUACACGAAGAAGCAAUAACAAAUUGGAAAAAUAUAUCAGCUGGAGUACCACAAAGUAGCGUCCUAGGACCUAUUCUUUACUUACUCUACACAGCCGAUAUCUCAACUAACACCGACUCAACAACAGCUGUUUGCUGACGAUACAGCAAUUUUAACAACAAGUAAGGACCAACGGGCUGCGACAGACAACUUGCAGAUCUCAAUCAAUGAUAUUUAUAAUUGGACAAGACGUUGGAAAAUCAAGAUCAACAGUGACAAGUCAGUACACGUAAAUUAUACUUUACGUAAAUCUGUAAAUAUCCCUGUAUUGUUGGACCACAUCAUAAUUCCACAAAAAGAUUCAGCUAAAUACCUGGGUAUGCAUCUCGACUCCCGGUUGAAUUUGAAACACCAUGUCCGCCAAAAACAAUUGCAAAUCAAAGAAAAAAUGCGUAAAUUGUANAGCCAUCAUCAAACCGAUCUGGACCUAUGGCAUACAACUGUGGGGUUGUGCCAGCAAAUCUAACAUUCAAAUCAUUCAACGUUGUCAAAAUAUUGCCCUUCGGACCAUUGUCGCAGCAUACCGGUUCGACAGGAAUGACGUCAUACAUCGUGAUCUCAAGAUACCAUCCAUCCAGGACGAAAUCAGACUUCAUUUGUAA
Molecule: messenger RNA, 1086 nt
Organism: Cinara cedri
Lineage: Eukaryota; Metazoa; Arthropoda; Insecta; Hemiptera; Aphididae
Source: the annotation of a GenBank genome assembly